This is a messenger RNA of Penicillium vulpinum, 1512 nucleotides long. RefSeq lists its product as uncharacterized. The record is from RefSeq and is a predicted model, not a curated record. The transcript is spliced from 2 exons. Lineage: Eukaryota; Fungi; Ascomycota; Eurotiomycetes; Eurotiales; Aspergillaceae. The coding region runs from base 1 to 1512 and encodes 503 amino acids.
AUGGAAUCUGCUAACCUCUUCUUUCAGAAUCUUUCUGCACAUAAGGACUGGAUCUUGUUUCUCGUGUGCUUCAGCAUCAUCCUGUGCUUUGGAACCAUAACUUUCGUGAUCGUGCAUUGUACCAUCCAGGUGGCUCAAGCAGCCGUUGCUUACUACCUAUUCGAUAUCAUUUAUUACUGCAUCUACGAGGAGGAAAGCUCAAAGUUCUUCACCGAGCUCUUCACUCGUAUCCUUUCCGCACGCCUCGAGCUCAAGAGCUUCAUCCUUCUCCUUUGCAUACUUUUCGCCGUCCAUCAUUCCGUCAAGGAGAUUGCCUCUGUCCUCUGCGAGAGGUUUCUCGCACCAGACCUAAUUUCCAUUGUAGAUUCUCCCAAGCAUCUCAUGCAGAGCCCCCUGUUUUCCCAGCUCACCGACGAGAUGGCCCGCAUUCAUCCCAUUAAAUGGGCAAAGCCUAUCAAGUCUACUAAGUUUAACACCCCCAAAAAUUCCCAACCCAAAAGCACCAAGCCCAAGAAUCCCCAACCAGAGAAUGCCGAGCCCACGAACUCUCUCAAGCCCUCCGGUCAUACAUUUUUUGCAUCACAUGGUAACCGCUACAUGCGCCAUCCUUGGAGCGUAAUCGACUACCACAUCUAUCUCACACACAUCGAAAGCCGCCGCGACAAGAUCCGUCGAGAGCAAGAGUGCCACCUCAUAAAGAACACCGGCUUCACACAAGUCGCCAUACACGACAAGCCAGUCCUCGACAACGCCAUAUCCCAGACAAAUUCCACAGUAGUCUUCGUCAGCCUCCCUAUUCCCGACGCGCAGAACGAAUCCAGCACCGCCAGCUUGGUGCUCGGCUUCGAUCUGAAGUUACACCGCUUGCAGGCUUAUUUCUUCGAGCCCAAGUCCCCGAUCGAGAACUACGAGGACCUCUGGAAGGUCUGGUCCAAAGGGGAGGGCCAGCUCGUUAUUGAUAUUCCCGUCGAUCGUUUCCUAGCAGCCAUUCGCCAUACCAUGCAGCAUCAAGUUGAGAUCCUGGAGAUCGGCCUCCUGCACCACUAUGGUAUUAUUACACGCGCGUUCCAGGCUGGCCUGGAUAUGGUUAUUACUGUGCAGUUCUUGCAGUUUGUGGAUGAUUUCGCUGAGCUCAUUACCAAGGAUCAUGAGGAGCUUCGUGAGGCUUAUACGCCUUAUCAGGAUGAACUGCGGGAAGUGCUUGCGGCUGGCUCGCGGGACUCUUGGUUCGCUGUUCGUGACGGACUCACUAUUGAGCAAUAUCGUCAGAAGCAGUUGAAGAAGGUUGUUGCUUCGGGUUUGUUCCAUGGGCAGAAGAUGAUCGUACUUCGAGACGAGCCUGAGACUAUUCAAAAAGACAAGGUAUCUCGUCGUGUUAAGGUUGUUUCUGGUCACUCGGAUCGGUGGUCAUGGUCCAAGCUGCGGGUCCGGGUUUUGGUGAGUGCGAUGUUUAUUCUCUGUUUCUGCUCCGCCUUCGAUCGCCCCAGGGUCCUCUGUGUGGGGAUGUUCUGA